Messenger RNA from Nomascus leucogenys (northern white-cheeked gibbon), 621 nucleotides. Its product is annotated as protein FRG1B-like. Gene Ontology annotation, molecular function: actin filament binding. The record is from RefSeq and is a predicted model, not a curated record. Gene Ontology annotation, cellular component: catalytic step 2 spliceosome; striated muscle dense body; nucleolus. NCBI's taxonomy places the organism in Eukaryota, Metazoa, Chordata, Mammalia, Primates, Hylobatidae. The coding region runs from base 38 to 412 and encodes 124 amino acids. The transcript is spliced from 5 exons.
UUUGGUGAAAUUUCAGGAACCAUAGCCAUUGAAAUAGAUGAGGGAACCUAUAUACAUGCACUCGACAAUGGUCUUUUUACCCUGGGAGCUCCACACAAAGAAGGGGAAAAUGGCUUUACUGGCCUCAAAUAGCUGCUUUAUUAGAUGCAAUGAAGCAGGAGACAUAGAAUCAAAAAGUAAAACAGCAGGAGAAGAAAUGAUCAAGAUUAGAUCCUGUGCUGAAAGAGAAACCAAGAAAAAAGGUGACAUUCCAGAAGAAGACAAAGGAAGUGUAAAACAAUGUGAAAUCAAUUAUGUAAAGAAAUUUCAGAGCUUCCAAGACCACAAACUUAAAAUAAGUAAAGAAGACAGUGAAAUUCUUAAAAAGGCUCGGAAAGAUGGAUUUUUGCAUGAGAUGCUUCUGGAUAGGUAGCUAUUUAUUUACUUAUUUCCACUAUUUUCAGUAGCCAAUAGAAAUGGCAUGUAGAAAACCUACAUUCUCUUAAAUUACUGUAGUUUUCACAUUUUUGUCUUUAUUUCUAAUUUAUGAGUGUGGCAAUAUUACCUAGAGAGGACAUCAUAACUUUGGGAAAAGACUGUCAAGAAAGAAUAUCUAAAAAUUAUAACUGAUUCUAAGUAUAU